Jatropha curcas is the source of this 1418-nucleotide messenger RNA. Its product is annotated as beta-1,3-N-acetylglucosaminyltransferase lunatic protein, putative (DUF604). Lineage: Eukaryota; Viridiplantae; Streptophyta; Magnoliopsida; Malpighiales; Euphorbiaceae. The record is from RefSeq and is a predicted model, not a curated record.
AUGGAUUAUCAAUUUUGUUUCGAUGGUUAUUUUUCAUUCGGUGUUUUGUUUGGAAAUGAGAAAGAUUUGAUGCACGCGUACGAUAUGGCUUUUGGCGGUGGAGGAUUUGCGAUCAGUUAUCCAUUGGCGGAGAAAUUAGUCAACAUAUUAGACGGUUGUCUUGAUCGGUACUAUUAUUUCUACGGUUCUGAUCAAAGGAUCUGGGCGUGUAUAAGUGAAAUCGGCGUGCCGCUUACUUUAGAGCGCGGGUUCCACCAGUUUGAUAUUAGAGGGAAUGCAUAUGGUCUCCUGGCAGCACACCCAGUAACCCCACUUGUAUCCCUCCACCACCUUGAUCAAGUGGAUUCAUUAUUUCCAUUCCAGAACCAGAUGGACUCUCUUGAGUCCAUUAACCGUGCAUACCGGUUAGAUCCACCCCGAAUCCUUCAACAAUCCUUUUGCCAUGACUACAACCGAAAAUGGUCAGUAUCAAUAUCAUGGGGCUACACCAUUCAGAUAUACCCUACGCUAUUGCCAGCCAAGGACUUGCAAACACCAUUGCAGACAUUCAAAACUUGGAGGAGUUCGAGUGAUGGACCAUUCACAUUCAAUACCCAACCCAUGAGGUCCAACCCAUGUGAACUUCCUGUCGUUUUUAUGCUGGAACGAGCUGAGGAAGUGGGCCACAGUGGGUCCCUGACUAGUUAUCUGAGGCUUGACAGCAGGCCAGAGAAGACAUGUAAUAGAACAGAUUAUGCAGAAGCAAUGUCAUUAAAGAGAAUCCUUGUAUCGGCUUUGAAAUUAGACCCAGAAUACUGGACGAAGGAUCAUGCAAGGCGAAGACAAUGUUGUGAGCUUAGUAAUGGAGGAAGCAUAAAGAAGAGCAGCAUGCAGAUUAGGAUUAGAAAAUGCAGGCCUUGGGAAACUGUUACUGCUAAGAGAUAAUGUCUCUAUUUAGUGGGCUGCUUAAAAUAGGAUAGAGCAACUCGACUGCACAAAAUAUAGUGGAAAAGUGUGAGCCCCACCCAACAAGAAAGUGCAGCAUUUCUGCACCACCAGGGAGAAACUAUGAUAUAUAGAGCACCUAACAAUAAAAUUGGUGGUCAGCUGAAACCCCUUUUCUGGGAUUUGACCAUGCAAAAUGCUUGAUGCAGAUUGGUAUAGUAGAAUCACUUGAGAUGAAGCAGAAAAAAGGGUAAAUACAAAUUUUCCAGCACUUGAAGCCUAAUUGGAAUAAUUUUGACUAUUCUUGAAUAUAUGAACCACCCAAAAGAAAGAAAAGUGAUUGAUCAUAUUGGUGAUUAGGAAAAUAGUAUAUAUAAGAAAAAGGUGAAAAGAAAAGGCAUGUAUUACUUGCUUUGUAAUGAUAAAUAUAGUUGAAUUAGUACAAUUAACUUAGAUUAAUAUAUAAAAUUAGCAGAUUUUCGAGGCAUUCUAAA